Molecule: messenger RNA, 1405 nt
Organism: Candidula unifasciata
Lineage: Eukaryota; Metazoa; Mollusca; Gastropoda; Stylommatophora; Geomitridae
Source: the annotation of a GenBank genome assembly
AAAACUACUGUCCUGUCAAGUAGCCAUUUCUGACGAACAACAUGAAAAGAUCCUCAAAGAACAUGAAAAACAGUUGGUUGAACUGGAAAAUAGUUUGACACUAAACAGGCUGAAACAAAAGCGCCUUCUGGAAGAAAAAAUUAUCCAGAGAAAAGCACAACAGUUGGAAGAACUACAACAAAAACAGAGUGCUGAACUUGCUAAAAUGAAGAAAGUGGCUGUUAACAAUGGAGAAGAAGAUGAUGAGGAAACAUACAGAAAGGAAAUGAUGCUGCUUAAAAAACAUACAGAACAACAACUAGCACUUGCUCAGGGUUUACAGUUAAACAUUGAACAGGAAUUGAAAGAUGUUCAAACAGAAAUGAUUCGAGACAGAGCUAUUGCACUCAAAGAACAAGAAGAAAGACUAAGUGCAUUUAUAGCCACUCUUCAAAUAAGGAAAGCAGAAGAGAUAACCCAAAUUGAAGAGCAGCAGAAAGCAAUAAUGAAACUGAAAAUGGGCAUGAUGGAUGAUCUCAGCGACAGAGGAAUUCUUUCUACUCAUGGAAUCAAACAAAUUCUCAGAAAUCAUGAACAGGAGCAUGAUGAACUAAACCAUAAAAUUGAGGUUGAAAGGAAAAUUAAUGAAGAAGCGUUCUUGUUAAAAUACAAGCAGCUCCUUAUUCAGAGGCAGCAGUCAGUUAUUCAGAAUCAAAAGGAGGAGAUUGACCACUUCUUGAAAGCCACUGCUAAUAAAGCUAGCGCCAAAUUCAAAUGUGCUCUCCUCAAACAUAAACAUGCUGUGGAGCUGGAGAAGUUCAGAAAAAAAAAAAAAAAAAAAAAAAAACAAACAAAAAAUCGGGAAAGUUUUAGAAGAGAUUUUGAGAUACAGAAAUGGAAAGCUAUUCAAACAAAGGAAAUCCAACUCCUAAGCAGACUUGUGAAAAUUGGAAAGUUUAGUCGCAGUGUACUUUUAGACGUCCUUCAUAUAUUAUUUCCUGGAACAACUGAAGAGACAGUUACUGAGUUAUUGAACCAGAUCUGUCAAGAAGAUAGCAGUACAAACAAGAAAGGAGAUUCAUCAUCUGUGAGCACACUGGCUGACAAAAUUAGUGAGAUACAAUACUCACAGCUAAGUCCGCUGCACAGUUACAGUACAAUCAGAAGUCAGAAAGGUUACAGUUCUCCAUAUACUUCUGAAGAAGAUGGGUACAGCUUAUUCAAACUUGACAGAUACCAUGAAGAAGAUGAAGAGGUUAGACUAAUAUUGGGUAGAGCUGUAAGUAAGAAUCACUCACAGUCAAGUUCUAAUUACCCAGGGAGAUUACCUCCGUUACAAAAUCAGGAUAAACCUGCAUCUAAAAAGAAGAAAAGUUUUUCUGAAGAAGUUAGCAAGUGGAAGCAAAUCAGGUAUCUGAGCAAAUAG